GCGCAUAAGCAGCCUCUCCUCAAUUGUCUAGGGCUUUGACGCACACGUCCUCCGUUCCUCUUUUCUCGUCAUUUUCUCUCCCUUCCUCUAAUCUGCCUCCUCUCAUCUACCAAUCUGCUGGCUGCUGCGACAUUCACCAGUGGGUUUCGUUUCAGUUUUGCUUAGCAUUUCCCGUGGACACCGACCAAAGUUCCGCCGCAACGCUCUUGAGAUAUCUUCUUAUCCAGUUGUCGGACAGGAAAAAAAAAAAAAAAAAAAACACGAUGGCGGAAGAGGAGUCGAAGCCGUUGGCUUACAUACCAGAGAUAAUAUUAAAGAAAAGAAAGAGCAAUGAAGAAUGGGCACUCAAGAGGAAAGCCCAAUAUGAGGAGAGAAACUCUAUCAGGAAGAAAGCCAAGCAUGACUUCAUCAGAAUGCCCGAGGACUUCAUCAAAGAGUACCGCACUAGGGAACUGGACCUCAUCAAGAUGAAACAUAGGGUAAAGAGGAAAAGACUGACAUCAGUGACAACAAAAUCAAAACUGCUUUUUGUCAUUCGCAUCCAUGGGAAAAGAGAAAUGCAUCAAAAAACAAGGAAGGUCUUGUACAAUAUGAGAUUGAGGUCAACGUUCAGUGGUAUAUUUGUGAAGGCAAAUGAAGGGAUUAUGGAAAAGCUGCAAAGAGUGGAGCCAUACGUCACAUAUGGAUACCCAAAUCUAAAGAACAUUAAGGAGCUGAUUUACAAGAAGGGUUAUGCAAUGAUAGACAAGCAGCGGGUUCCCCUCACCGACAAUAACAUCAUUGAACAGGCAUUGGGGAAGUUUGGCAUCAUAUGCAUCGAAGAUAUUGUGCAUGAAAUCGCUAAUGUUGGUCCACAUUUCAAGGAGGUUACUAGCUUUUUAUAUCCUUUUAAACUCAAUAAGCCAGAAGGAUUGCAAGGAAGCAAAAUGUUAUACAAGCAAGGGGGAGACACUGGGAAUCGUGAAGAUCACAUCAAUGAACUAAUCAGUAAGAUGAAUUAGCUUUAAGAAAGCAUGCACUACAUACUCUAAAACAUCAGUAAUGUAGUUUAUCAACUGCCCCUCAAUGUCCUGCUGUUGGACUGAUACAAUUUUGAAGCUGUUAAUUUGGUCUGCCGAUUGAUAUUUAUCGUUUACGCAACUUUCAGUUGUUCCUUUGGUGAACAGUAUUAAUCUUUUUUCUUCAUUCCAACUUCUAAUGAACUUGCUGGGAAGGGAGUUCUGGAAAUGCAUGUAUUAGGAUUGAUGACGAGAAUUUUUCUUGAUGA
Molecule: messenger RNA, 1267 nt
Organism: Juglans microcarpa x Juglans regia
Lineage: Eukaryota; Viridiplantae; Streptophyta; Magnoliopsida; Fagales; Juglandaceae
Product: 60S ribosomal protein L7-1
Exons: 7
Coding region: 264-1001 (245 amino acids)
Biological process (GO): maturation of LSU-rRNA from tricistronic rRNA transcript (SSU-rRNA, 5.8S rRNA, LSU-rRNA)
Cellular component (GO): cytosolic large ribosomal subunit
Molecular function (GO): structural constituent of ribosome; RNA binding
Source: RefSeq, a predicted model, not a curated record